AUGGCACCAAGCGUUGUGUCUUCCGGCUUGGAGAAGCUUCAGGAAACCCUCGAUGGCUCUCUCGAAGGCCGCAAGGUGGCGGACCUCUCGAAAGACACCAAGAACUACCAUGAUCCGAAGAACAGGAUCACGACCGACUAUGGCGUGAAGCAGGAGAACACUGACGACUGGCUGAAGGUUGCCACCGAGGACAAGACAGGCCCUAUGCUUCUGGAAGACCAUGCCGCUCGCGAGAAGAUCAACCGCUUCGACCAUGAGCGCAUUCCAGAGCGAGUGGUCCAUGCCCGUGGUGCUGGUGCCUUUGGUACCUUCAAGAUGCACAAAAGUCUGGCCGAGUACACCAGCGCUGGCGUGCUCUCAGACACCUCUCGCAACACACCCCUCUUCUUGCGCUUCAGUACGGUCCUGGGUAGCCGCGGUUCCGCCGACACCGUACGAGACGUGCGCGGCUUUGCCGUCAAGUUCUACACAGACGAAGGCAAUUGGGACAUUGUCGGCAACAAUAUUCCCGUCUUCUUCAUCCAGGAUGCCUUGAAGUUCCCAGAUCUCAUCCACGCCGGCAAGCCGGAGCCAGACAAGGAAGUCCCACAGGCUCAGUCAGCCCACAAUAACUUCUGGGACUUCCAGUACCUCCAUACCGAGGCCACUCACAUGUUCAUGUGGCAGCAGAGUGACCGCGCCAUCCCUCGCUCCUACCGUAUGAUGCAGGGAUUCGGCGUCAAUACGUACACCCUCACCAAUGACAAGGGCGAGCGCUUCUUCGUCAAGUUCCACUUCGUGCCCCAGCUGGGUGUACACAGCUUCGUAUGGGACGAGGCACUGAAGCUUGCGGGCCAGGACCCAGACUUCCAUCGCAAGGAUCUUUACGAAGCCAUUGACAAUGGAUGUUUCCCGAAGUGGGAUUUCGGUGUUCAGAUCAUCCCAGAGGGCAAGGAGAACGAUUUCGAGUUUGAUAUUCUCGACGCCACGAAGAUCUGGCCUGAAGAGCUGGUACCCGUGCAGAUGGUUGGCGAGCUUGAGCUGAACCGAAACGUCGACGAGUACUUCACUCAGACAGAGCAAGUCGCUUUCUGCACGGGUCACAUGGUUCCUGGCAUCGGCUUCUCCGACGAUCCAUUGCUCAUUGGACGCAACUUCAGCUACAACGACACUCAGUUGACUCGCCUGGGCACCAACUGGCAGGAGCUGCCGGUCAACCGUCCUGUCUGCCCUGUGAUGAACAACAACCGUGACGGCAAACUCCGGCAUACCAUCACCAAGGGCUCGGUCAACUACUGGCCCAAUCGCUUCGAGGCAACCCCGCCUGCUAAAAAGGAGGAGGGCGCAUACAUCGACUACCCUGAGAAGGUCGAGGGCAUGAAACAGCGUCUCCGGUCGAAGAAGUUCCGUGAGCACUUCAACCAAGCCCAGCUUUUCUACAACAGCAUGUCGCCACCGGAGAAGGCACACAUGGCCUUCGCGCUCAGCUUCGAGCUUGACCAUUGCGACGAUCCGUGGGUUUAUGAGAAGAUGUCCGAGCGCUUGGCAGACAUCGACCUCGGGCUCGCUCAGUCCGUGGCCGAGAUGGUCGGUGGUCCCAUCCCACAGAAGGCAGGCCGCCCCAACCACGGCAAGACAUCCAUGCGUCUCAGCCAGACUGAGCUGCAGCCCAAGAACCCCACUAUCGAGACCCGCCGUGUCGCCAUCAUCAUCGCCGACGGCUACGACGCUGGGGCCUACAACGGUAUCGUAUCUGCUCUGAAGGCUGCAAAAGCCAUCCCAUACACCAUCGGGACCCGCCGCUCUCCCAUCUUCGCCGCUGGUGAGAGCAAAGAGUCUGGCAAAGGCGUCAAGCCCGACCACCACCUCGAAGGCAUGCGCAGCACCAUGUUUGACUCCGUCUUCGUUCCCGGCGGCGCGGACAGCGUUGCUACGCUCCGUAAGAACGGCCGCGCGCUGCACUGGGUCCGUGAAGGAUUUUCCCAUCUCAAAGCCAUUGGCGCGGUCGGCGAAGCCGUCGAAUUCGUGCGCGAUGCUUGUUCCUUGCCCGGCAUGGACUUCAGUACGUCCUCGGAUGUCGUGGACAGCUUUGGCGUUGUAACGGCGGCGAAGUUGAAGCCGGAGAGUUUGCGGGAGACGGUCAAGAUGGUGAAGGGGGCGACGGAUUUUGUGGAUGCGUAUACGUAUGCGAUUUCGCAGCAUAAGAACUUUGAGCGGGAGAUGAAGGGGUUUCCGCAGAUGGUGGCUUACUAG
Messenger RNA from Saxophila tyrrhenica, 2232 nucleotides. It is a transcript of the gene cat1, whose product is annotated as catalase 1. The coding region runs from base 1 to 2232 and encodes 743 amino acids. Gene Ontology annotation, molecular function: heme binding; catalase activity. Gene Ontology annotation, cellular component: cytosol. Gene Ontology annotation, biological process: response to oxidative stress; hydrogen peroxide catabolic process. The transcript has 2 exons. Lineage: Eukaryota; Fungi; Ascomycota; Dothideomycetes; Mycosphaerellales; Extremaceae. The record is from RefSeq and is a predicted model, not a curated record.